CUCUUCGCAGUCCGGGGCCCCGCGGGGUCAAUGGUGGCUGCGGUGCGGUAUGGUGCGCUUCUCGCUGUAGCGGCCCUGCUCUGUUGAGGGGCCCGGCCGAGGGGAAGGCUGUUCCACAAUGGAUGGAGGAGAUGGCACUGCUGACCUUGUAAUUAACAAAAGAUUUGUGUCUGAAUCGGAGCUAGAUGAGCGGCGGAAGAGAAGACAGGAAGAAUGGGAGAAGGUUCGAAAACCUGAGGACCCAGAAGAAUGCCCAGAGGAGGUGUAUGAUCCACGAUCACUAUAUGAAAGACUCCAGGAACAGAAAGACAAGAAACAGCAAGAGUUUGAGGAGCAGUUUAAAUUCAAAAAUAUGGUAAGAGGCUUAGAUGAAGAUGAGACAAAGUUCCUUGAUGAGGUGUCUCGGCAACAAGCGCUAAUAGAAAAGCAACGAAGAGAAGAUGAUCUGAAAGAACUAAAUGAAUACAGAAGCACUCUCGCCAAAGUGGGCAUCAGCACAGACCCAAAGAAGGAAUCAGAGAAGAAACUCACUGUAAAGUCAGUAGAAAACAAGAACAAGUUCUCUCAGGCAAAGCUGUUGGCAGGAGCUGUGAAACACAGAAGUUCAGAAGGCGGUAACAGUGUGAAGAGACUGAAACUAGACACCGACAAUGACAAGAAUCAAGAAAAGCCAGCUUGUGUUCCACUCGGGAGCAGCUCCAUGAGUGGCUCUGCAGUCCACUGCCCCUCUGCAGCUGUGUGCAUUGGUAUCCUCCCAGGCCUUGGCGCCUACUCGGGAAGCAGCGAUUCUGAGUCCAGUUCAGAUAGCGAAGGCACUAUUAACUCCACCGGAAAGAUUGUCUCCUCGGUUUUUCGUAGCAACAAUUUCUUUGAUGGGCCAUAACAUAAAAUCCCUCCAUGUCAAUGUAGCUUGGAAAGAUAGCCUAUGCCCUAGAGGGCGAAAGAUGCAUCCUUUCUCCCCUAGGAUACCCUUCCUAGCUAACCUCUCAAGAUUAACCUGGGUACCCUCACGUAAUACCAAAAUCAUCAACUGAUGUGCUCUUUCCCCAAAGCUUCUUCCAUUUCUGAGGUGCAUACGAACCUGUUUGAUAGGUUUCUACUCUAAAACAUUGAAGGAAAAUACUGCUAUUGUAACCAAUAUGCGGGGUGGGGGGAAUGCAGGAGAAAGCCUUCUCUUUUAAAGUUCUUAUGGAAAGAAAGAUUUUCCUGGUGAUUGAAGAUGGGUUUUGUUUUGUCAUGACCAGAGGCUAAAGCAUUCACUUGCAGCACCAAAGGCUUGUAAAAAUGGCCAUGUGUUCUGUUUUUAAAAUGUCACUUUUUAUUCUGUAUUUGAGAAGUGGCGGCAGAAUAAAAUCAAGCAGAUGGUGGAAAUGUAGAUUGCCAUGACACUGUAGAGAAGUUUGUGUGACAUGAUUAAAGAAAUUCUGAAUGCAUUUUUAUCUUGGCUUUCACCAUUCAUAAUUCAUUGGUGAGGCUGUUCCAUUAAGCAAUUUCUACUGUGCCCAGCCCCUUGCCAUCAAUGACAUCAAAAAGCAGCACGUGCCAGCACCCUAUGAAGUAAGAAGAGGCAGCAACACAAGACCCUCGCUCUGAAUGGAGCUCUUCCCAGAGCGUAGAUGUCUGAAAAAUCAAGUCUUGCUGUUUAGUGCAAACCGCUGGUCUUCCUACCUGACCAAAGCAAAACUAUUCAGCCCAACCUCAAUUGUUAAAGACACCUGUGGGUGAUGGAUCUAAUAUUCACCCCCUCUGCUCAAGGCUGAGAGUAUAUCCUCUCUAGAUAUACACUAAUCUGGGAUCUUGGUAAAUGUGGUGACCAGCAGCUUUCCUCCAAGAGAAGGAUAUCUUAAAGUAGCUACUCCACGUCCGGGAGAGGCAGUAGCUAUCGCAACAGAAGCCCUCCCAUUGACACAGCACUAUUUGCACUGGGAGUUAGGUCAGCAUAUCUGCUUGGCUCAUGGAUGUAGAUUUUCCACACCUCUAAGCAAUGUAGUUGUCUAAACAUCAGAUGGGAUUGUAUGGGAGCAAGGCUUGGUCUAUAUUGAGAUUAACAUUUUGCCUGUAAAAGAAUGUGAUGUCUUAUGGAGAACGCCAGAGGAUCCUACAAAGAAAUAGAUCUGAUGAAGGCCGAAGGAAACCAGGCAUUUCUUGUUAAGGCACAAACUGUAACUGUGCAAUGACAUCUCCUAAACAUUUUAUUUGUACAAGACGAGUAUUCCCCGAAAUGGGCAGUUCCUCAGCUGCCGCUCGACCCCCACCAUCUCCUGCAGCACUGCAGGCUUUUGCCUAGGGAACCAGAUAGGUCCCUUGACUCCAUUCACAUUUCAUGGGUGUGGAUCUUGGGUUACAUGGAUCCAACAUCCCACACGUUUUCCUCAGGCGUUGUCCUUGGCUAACAUGCUUCUGUUGCAUCAACUCACGCACUUGCAUGCCACAAGCUCUAAGUGGACUUCCCUGCAUAGCACGUAGCUUUUGUUUAUGUUCCCUGCCGUUACUGGUUCCUAAGUGCACAGCUACUAAGUGACAGAAGCCUGUACCUCUUUGUAAAGCAGCAUGAAUUGUGCAAGUGAUCCAUCUAUUUCUGCACAGUUAGUCAGAACUGUGCACAGCACUUUCAGUCCGCCUUAAAGGUGGCGGUAUUGGGCCUAACUUCAAAUAUGUUGGGCUUGCUUUUUGAAUGGUGAUGCUUCACCCACAGCUGCAAGUUGACAAAAUAGUCAGAUCCCUUCAUUAUGCGAAACACUUGAUAAAGCUCUGAAGGGGAUAAGCUUCAGAAGAACCUGUGUAAAUACUUUCCUAGAGGGGAAGGUUCGGUACUCCUGAGGGGAAAGCUAUCUGUUUACCUUAGAAUACACUGCUCUGAAGCACACGAAGUGCACCCAGUGAUUUGCUGGAGGAAUAGGUGGGAAAUAGAACAUGCAGAAAAUCAGCUGGCUAAUCUGACACUGAGUUGGUAGCUCUUCAGGGCGGAGGCAGAAAGAACUGAAAUAGACAUGCAUUGCCUUGGGGUCAGUGCAUCUGUAGGGCAAGUUUGACAGCAUGGUAGCAGUAACUAAGUUGCUUCAUUUAUUUUUAAAUGCCAGUUUCUCAUUACAGAGCAUGUGACUAAUCUAGCAAAAGACUCUGCAAUAGUAAAAUUAAAAAUAAAAUGAACAUGGACAAAUAA
This is a messenger RNA of Gopherus evgoodei (Goodes thornscrub tortoise), 3163 nucleotides long. RefSeq names its product family with sequence similarity 192 member A (gene PSME3IP1). Lineage: Eukaryota; Metazoa; Chordata; Testudines; Testudinidae. The transcript is spliced from 7 exons. Bases 119 to 883 code for a protein of 254 amino acids. The record is from RefSeq and is a predicted model, not a curated record. Gene Ontology annotation, cellular component: nucleus.